CUUAGUUUUUCUGUUUAGUUUGUUGCAGUAAUACAAAGGAGUAACAUCGAGUAAUAAAGUUAUUUUUUAAAUACUUUAAAAUCUAAGUGAAUUGUUGAAUAUGUCGUCUCCGAAAGAUUAUACAGCACCAUAUGGAAAAUCUGAACCAAAAUAUGCUUCUCAAUCCGAAGACUAUAUUUCUCUGGAAAUGGGUGGACCUGGUCAGACGCCAUCGUCUAGUAAUAUGCAACAACAUCCAUAUCGUCGACCAGGACGUUUCUUUUCAACGCCAGCAAAAUCUAUGAACCGGAAUUUCGAAGCGGAAAAAAAUAUACCAUUCUAUCGAAACAAUCAAAAUAGACCGCAUAGGAAUAAAUUCAAUAAUUUCCGUAAGAAUAACCGCAACAGCGAAGGAUAUCAGAAAUUUGAACAAAUAAACAAUCGAAUAGAUGUAUCGUAUUACCAUCCAACCAUGGUGGAAGAUCCAUGGGUUGAGCUCAUGGAAAGACACACAGCGCUAAAGAAAUCGGCAAAACUGUAUAAUAAUAUAGAUGACAAGAAUGAUGGAUAAAUAUAAACAUUGUAAACAAUGUUUUAUGUAAUUAAUAAACUUUUUCUUAUAUUAAGGAAAAAUAUAACCUAAUUCUGUAAA
Molecule: messenger RNA, 631 nt
Organism: Teleopsis dalmanni
Lineage: Eukaryota; Metazoa; Arthropoda; Insecta; Diptera; Diopsidae
Exons: 2
Coding region: 101-550 (149 amino acids)
Source: RefSeq, a predicted model, not a curated record